UUAAAUGCGCAGUGCCGUCAACCCGUUUGUCGUGCCACACUUUGCGACAUCGGGUGAUUUCCGGCAGUUUUAUCUCCGUCAGGAACGGCAUCAUCUGGCUUGUCGCAUUCUGUGGAUUCUGCUUAAAAGAAGACCAUCAGCCACCGCAUGAUGCAAAGAGCAGCAGCUAGCACGACAGACUACACGUCGUCCAACCGGGGGCUCCUGUAGCCCACCCAUGCCUGUGAUCCCCAUCCCUCGGCGGGUGCGCAGCUUUCAUGGCCCCCACACCACCUGCAUGCACUCGGCGUGCGGCCCGGCGCACACCACCAAGCUGGUGCGCAGCAAGUACAACAACUUUGAGCUUUACGUGCGCUCGCGCUGCAUCUACAGCUUCCUGCGCUUCCUGCUCUACUUUGGCUGCAGCCUGCUCACCUCUCUCCUGUGGGUGGCGCUGUCGGCGCUAUUCCUCGCGCAGUAUAUAGGCGUGCGCGUCCUCCUACGCCUGCAAUACAAGCUGUCCGUCAUCCUCUUCCUGCUUGGCCAUCGGCGCUUGGACUUUGCCGCCGUCAACGACCUGAUUAUUUACAGCAUGCAGAUCACCAUGUUCAUGGUGGGCGGGCUGGGAUGGUGCUUCAUGGUGUUUGUGGACAUGUAGCUGGGAUCAAGGUGAGGUAGCAAAAACUUGCAAGGGACCAGAAAUUUAACAAUGAGGUUCUUUUGGAAAUAGCUGUGAAUUUUCAGCAUCACAAAGCUCUGUGAUUUUCAUGUGUUGAGUGUUAAAAUGUACCAAUUUUGUCACUUUAACGUGUUUGUGGUUUCAUGUUUCGGGGAUUUUUAUAUAAGAGUUCCUUUGGGGUUUUUUGAAUUGUAUGGUAGGCUGCUCCAAUGCUACGGCCCGUAUGUAGGCAAUAGACUAAGUUGUCCACUCAUGCACCCAUUGAAUGUCAAGCAAUUUUAUGUGCAUUAAAAUUGUUCUACUACUGGAAUAAAAACUUCCAAGUGUCAGACAUUUGUGUAUUACAGCGGAUUGUGAGAAUUCAGAGCAUGAAAAUGUUUUGGUGAUGACCAAAGCUCUUACAGCGGUUUCGAAUCUGCCUAUUUCAAAUUCAAAUCUAUGCAAAUGAAGCUGGUGCGCUGUCAUUUGCCGCAGUACUGGUAGAACAUCACUAGGUGUCAGUGUCGGUCUUUCAACAGAGUAAGUUUUAUUUUGCGAGUUCACUUUCAUACGGAACUCUUGUUUACUCCGUACGACUGUUUAAAUGUGACUAAACAUUGCGUAAAAUGGAUGGCAACCAAAUUUAAGUAAUUAUAUCCUUUGUUGUGAAUAAAUUUUAUAACAUUGUGUAGUUAAAGAUAAUUAGAUGCCUACUGCAAUACGCAUGUAUGUAUGUGUAUGUGGAUAUAUUUUACAUGUAUCUGGUCACAUGCUUUGAAAACCAAAAGCUGUCUUUGUGCAGACGAUCGUAAGGCAUGUGGUUGAUGUGUCAUCAUGUGACACCAUGAGAGCAAUUAGCCAAAGGCACAGAAAGCAGUGCCACCUUAUGUCUUUAAAAUUAUCAUUUACAGGCAGUACAGUGCAGAAAUAAGAAAU
Molecule: messenger RNA, 1573 nt
Organism: Syngnathus acus (greater pipefish)
Lineage: Eukaryota; Metazoa; Chordata; Actinopteri; Syngnathiformes; Syngnathidae
Product: transmembrane protein 250
Exons: 2
Coding region: 218-637 (139 amino acids)
Source: RefSeq, a predicted model, not a curated record